GGAAGUUAACGGAAAAAAUUGACAGUCUGCUUGAUUUUUUUUACGCGAUUGGCUUCUUCGGCAGAGUUCUUUGCCAAAAUUCUUGGUGAAAAAAGUUUUUUCUGAGGCUCUUUGGGGUGCAACGAUGGAAGCUCUCAUCCCCGUGAUUAAUAAGCUGCAGGAUGUCUUCAACACAGUCGGCUCGGAUCUCAUGCAGCUGCCACAAAUUGUGGUGCUGGGAAGUCAGAGCUCUGGGAAAAGUUCCGUGAUUGAGAGCCUCGUGGGCAGAUCAUUCCUACCACGAGGGACGGGUAUUGUGACACGAAGACCGUUGAUUCUGCAGCUGGUGUACUGUCCACUGGAUGACAGGGAGCACAGGAGUGCAGAGAGUGGGACAGUGAAUGUGGAGGAAUGGGGGAAGUUUCUGCACGUGAAGAAUCGCACGUACACGGAUUUCAAUGAGAUCCGGAAGGAGAUUGAGAUGGAUACGGAUAAAUUGGCGGGAGAUAACAAAGGUAUCUGCCCGGAUCCGAUUAAUCUCAAAAUCUACUCCACGAAAGUCGUCAAUUUGACCAUGGUGGACCUUCCGGGUAUUACAAAGGUCCCCGUGGGUGACCAGCCGGAGGAUAUUGAGGCACAAAUUAAGGAUCUCCUCUUUAAGUACAUUGAGAACCCCAACUCCAUCAUCUUGGCUGUGACAGCAGCUAAUACGGAUAUGGCAACGAGUGAGAGUCUCAAGUUGGCCAAGGAAGUGGAUCCGGAUGGACGACGAACACUGGCUGUGCUCACAAAGCUCGAUCUCAUGGAUGCUGGGACGGAUGCGAUUGAUAUUCUCUGCGGGCGCGUAAUUCCCGUAAAGUUGGGAAUUAUUGGUGUUGUGAAUCGCUCGCAGCAGGAUAUAAUUGAUCAGAAGAAUAUUGGGGAUCAACUGAAGGAUGAAGCGGCCUUCCUGCAGCGCAAAUACCCCACACUGGCCACACGCAAUGGGACCCCCUACUUGGCCAAGACCCUCAAUCGUCUCCUCAUGCACCACAUCCGCGAUUGCCUGCCCGAUCUCAAGACCCGCGUGAAUGUGAUGAUGUCGCAGUUCCAGUCUCUGCUCUCGUCCUACGGGGAUGACGUAAAGGACAAGAGCCAGACACUACUGCAGAUCAUCACAAAGUUCGCCAGUGCGUAUUGUGCCACAAUUGAUGGCACAGCCAGGAAUAUUGAGACGAAUGAACUGUGUGGCGGGGCGAGAAUUUGCUACAUCUUCCACGAGACAUUCGGGAAGACCCUCGACUCCAUCCACCCACUCACGGGACUCACGAAGAUGGACAUUCUCACGGCAAUUCGCAAUGCCACGGGCCCACGUCCGGCUCUCUUUGUGCCCGAGGUGUCGUUUGAGUUACUCGUGAAGCGUCAAAUACGUCGCCUUGAGGAGCCAUCGCUGCGCUGCGUGGAGCUCAUUCACGAGGAGAUGCAGCGUAUUAUUCAGCACUGUGGUACGGAGGUGCAGCAGGAGAUGCUGCGCUUCCCGAAGUUGCAUGAGAAGAUUAUUGAUGUGGUGACGCAGCUGCUGCGCCAGAGAUUACCCACGACGAAUUGCAUGGUGGAGAAUCUCGUGGCCAUUGAGUUGGCGUACAUCAAUACAAAGCAUCCGGAUUUCCACAAGGAGGCCGCCCUGGUGCCGAGUCUCAUGAAGAGUGAGACCGUUGAGCCGUUCAUGGUGCCGCCGAAGGUGACAAAUCGUCGGGAUUUGGCCAAGAAUGCCAUGCGUGAGGCACAGAAUCACAUUGAGAAUGACGAAGGGGCAGCACAGCAGCAGAAUCACGUUGGGGAGGGGCAACAGAGUAGCUGGUUGGCCAACAUAUUGGCGCAAAAGGAAAAGGGAGAGAGCCCAAUGACAUCCAGUGGGAAUACACCAACGCACACGAAUGCCAUGAGCCCCCUAAAGCCCGUCAAUCUCCUCCCUGAUGUCCCCAUAAAUCAUGCUGCACGAAAACUCACCGACAAAGAGCAAAAGGAUUGCGAUAUUAUCGAGCGUCUAAUCAAAUCCUACUUCUACAUCGUACGCAAAUCAAUUCAGGAUUCAGUACCAAAGGCAGUGAUGCACUUCCUCGUAAACUACGUCAAGGAUAACUUACAGUCUGAGCUGGUGACUCAUCUGUACAAGUCCGAUAAAGCUGAGGAGAUGCUUAAUGAAUCAGAUCACAUUGCUAUCCGCAGGCGUGAAGCUGCUGACAUGUUAAAGGCUCUCACGCGAGCGAAUCACAUCAUAAGUGAGAUCAGGGAGACGCACAUGUGGUAGACAUCGCGGGUAAGGUCUUGAGAUAUUUUAUAAAGCAAAAUUUAGUGGACAUUUUAGAAAGAUUAGAAGAGUGAAAAGAAAGCUAAAGAACUUCACAUUUUAUCCGGAAAAGAAAAAUUUUAAAGCUCAUUGCAAGAGUUUGGUGUAAAAAAUAAGCGCAUUGAACGUAAAUGUUAGUAAGACGUAAAGAGAUAAAAAAAAAUAACUUAAUUUAUUCUCCCUCAGAUUGGGGAAUUUUCUCCACCAAACACAUUUGUUAAAUUUAUUAAAUUAAGAUACAAGAACGUGGCUGUUUUCCCCUCCAUAAUAUUCUUGUGUUAGAAAAGUUUAAAUAAUUUUUAUCUCACAUCCGUUAAAUCAUGCAUUUGUUCGCCAGCACACCCACAUUUUUUUUAAACGAAACAUUUCUUUAAAGAAAUGAUUUUUUUUGUAGGUUUUUAUAGAGAAUUUCCUUGAGAAAAAAAUGCUUGAUUUCUUUUUUGUGCAUUUUUGAACAUAAUUUUUUAGGGUUACGCUUAAAAUUGGAUAAAGAAAAAAAACUUUUAAAAUGAGAAAUUAAAUUAAAUUAAAAAAUUGUAUAAUUGUAGUUUUUGAGGCAUCAUUCCCAGGACAUUUUUAGAAGAGAGAAAAUAAUUCAUUCGAGUUUUUGUGAGGAUUUUGUCACACAAAAAUAACCAAAUUGUUAGACAUCCUAUUCGCAACCAAUAAAUAAAAUUUGAAAUAUUGUAAUUAAUAUUCAAAACUUAAAA
This is a messenger RNA of Lutzomyia longipalpis, 3018 nucleotides long. RefSeq names its product dynamin-1-like protein (gene Drp1). Gene Ontology annotation, biological process: mitochondrial fission. The coding region runs from base 125 to 2269 and encodes 714 amino acids. Gene Ontology annotation, molecular function: microtubule binding; GTPase activity; GTP binding. Lineage: Eukaryota; Metazoa; Arthropoda; Insecta; Diptera; Psychodidae. The transcript has 5 exons. The record is from RefSeq and is a predicted model, not a curated record. Gene Ontology annotation, cellular component: membrane; mitochondrion; microtubule.